UACUCUUCAGCGAGCUCAGUACACGCAAAGGUGAUCUUUCAAGAGAAAAAGCAGGUGCGCGUCGUAAUUCCAUUCGUAUGUCUAGUAUUUCUCCCAUUCCAAAACCCCUCACUCCCAAUGACUGUACCCGUACGAAACAUUUCCACCCUCGAAGUACGCGGAAAACGAUUCGUGUUGACUUACCCUCCCAAGGAAAUGCAUACACCACUCUACUCCUCGCCUUCGCCGACAAAAAAUGCGACCGGAUCAUCAGUGAAUACGGGUGCGGGUAUGACUCCAAGGGCGGGGAAGAAAAUGCUGAGAAUAUCGAUGAUUAGAAGUGUAGAGGUAUUAACGCCAAGA
Pisolithus orientalis is the source of this 342-nucleotide messenger RNA. RefSeq lists its product as uncharacterized. NCBI's taxonomy places the organism in Eukaryota, Fungi, Basidiomycota, Agaricomycetes, Boletales, Pisolithaceae. The transcript is spliced from 2 exons. The record is from RefSeq and is a predicted model, not a curated record. The annotation marks the transcript as partial.